GUCGCGCGGCCCGGCGCUGAAGAUGGCGGAGGGCGGCGGCGGCGCGGCCCCCCCCUCCUCCUCCUCUUCCUCCUCCUCCUCCUUGAAGGGGCUGCGGGAGCAGAUGGUUGCUGCGGCCCAAGCCAUAGCAGAAGAAAGAAGAAGCCAAAGUGGUAUUAGCCCUGUUGCAGUCCAGACCUCAAUAAACAUAAAGACAGCAACUAAACCAGUGAUAGAUGGUUCCACUCUAAGAACAGAAGAAAGACAAAGACUAGCCAGAGAGCGGAGGGAAGAACGGGAAAAGCAAAAUGCUGCCAAAGAGACACAAAUCCUUGAAAAAGAAAGAAAAGCAAAACUUCAGUAUGAAAAACAACUGGAAGAAAGGCAGAGAAAGCUAAAAGAACAGAAGCAGAAGGAGGAACAACGGAGGGCAGCAGUAGAAGAAAAGAGAAAACAAAAAAUAGAGGAGGAAAAGGAGCGAUAUGAAGCAGUUGUGCACCGUACCUUGGAACGAAGUCAGCGGCUGGAAACGCGGCAGAAGAGAUGGUCAUGGGGAGGGUCUGUCACUCCAGAUUCAGAAGGCAAAACAGAACCGCAGGUUGCAGAUGAAGGUGGAACUGGCGCCAGCAAGCGGUCCACCUCCACAGCAAACCUCAAACAAACAGAAGCUGUUGUGAAUAAACGUUUGUCAUCAUCUGCAGCACUUCUAAACACUUCUGAUCGAAGUACGACAAAGAGAAGUGCCUCAUUAAACAGACUGAAUAAUAAAGUUCCUCUGCAUUCUCAGCAGUCAGCACCCAAAGGGUCACAGGUGGAACAGAAAGGAGGAACAGAAAAGAAGAGGAGCACAUCUUUGAAUAGAAUGAGUAGUAAACCCCCUUCCACUCCUGAACUAGAAAAAGUGAAAAAGGAAGAAAAACCAGCUCGUCGCUCCCCGGUCAGUCCUCUGGACAGUAGCGUAAUCAGUCGCCUCCUCGCCCCCACACAGGCCUCCUUAGCUAGGAGUAAAAGUGCUGCUACAUUAUCGGCUGAUGGACAAGAUCCCUCAGAAUCUUACCUCUGUCCUCGUUCAGCUUCAGCCAGUUCCAUCAGUUCCCCAGUCCCAACUCCUAAGGUGCCCGUGCGCAGUCGUAGCAUCGACAGAUUGAAGUCCACUUCAUCUGAUGCAAGUUCACCUGAUUCAACCCAGAAAUUAGAGACAGAAAAAUUGUCCCCAGGUUCUGGGGGAAGACGUCUUCCGUCACCAUCUGUGUCUGCCCGUAGAAGAUCCCCUUCUCCUGCUAAUUUGGUGAAGCGUCCUCCAUCGCCUUCUACAGCUAGACAAAAUCAAAAGACUCGCCCACUUUCACCUAGCAUAUCAAAACAGAGGCCACCAUCUCCUACUCCAGUCUCCAAGCCAGUACCCAUCCAACGCCCACCUCUCACGCCAAGUGUUAUAAACUUUACCAAAAAGAAAACUGAAGCAGAGAGCAAACCAAAGGAUAAGAGCACAGAAGGAGCAGAACAGGAACAAGGUGCUUCACCAGCCUCGGACAGGGAUGCAGUAGCAACUAGCACAAAGACCAAAGAAGAAUCAGGUAGCAAAACUGUAGCAGGGACCACUACAGCUGAAGAAGCUGCUAAAAUCUUGGCAGAGAAACGACGUCUAGCGCGGGAGCAAAGAGAACGUGAAGACCAAGAAAGAAUUCAGAGACAGGAAGAGGAAAGAGUCAGAGAAGAAGAAAUGGCCAAGAGAGCAACUGAAGAAAAAGCACGACGGGAAGAGGAGCUCCACAGACUGGAGGAAGAAAAAAGGCUGGCUUACGAAGAACAAAAAAGACAAGCUGAAGAGGAGAGGAUUCGCCGUGAACAGGAAGAACAGGAAAAACUUGCAGAGCUUCAACAGCAGAGAGAAGAAGCUGAAGCAAAAGCCCAAGAAGAGGCUGAAAGACAACGUAUGGAAAGAGAGAGAAUUAUGCAGCAAAACAUGCAGGAAAGGCUUGAAAGAAAAAAGAGAAUUGAAGAAAUAAUGAGAAGAACACGAAAAUCGGAUCAAAAUGAAUCAAAGUUGCAGAAUGAAGAGAAGUCUGCCUCCGAGGUCAUUGAGGGAGAGGAUAUUGAAGAGGAGGAAGAGUUGGGUCUUGAGAAGACUGAUCAACCAGGAAAGCUAAAUGGUGUUGACUUACCCCAGAAAGUCAAGCAGGAGGCAGAAGGUUGUUCAGAGAUUGUACAUAGUUUGAUCUCUAAAGAAUGUGAAAAACAAGAUGGGUCAAAAUUGAAGGCCAAUGAAGUAUUUAUGAAUGGAAGUGAUUUGAAAAGUGAUGAGGGGUCUCUGCUUGUUACUGAAAUGAAGGAUUCCAGCCAUCCUGCAAAAGAAAUGGUUGUCGAUGACUCAGUAAAGUUGGGUGUUAAAGAAGCUGAUCAUACAAUUGGACUUAUUCAGAAUCUUAAUGGAAAAUCCAGUUCAUGGACUUUAGAGGAGUUUAUUGACAUUGGAAUACAUUCCAAGUCAACCAAACUGAGUUUGGACAGCAUCCCUGCUGAUAACUGUAAUCAAAACUUGAAUGAUGCUGCUACAAUUACUUCUAGUCCUAAAUUGUCAUUUGAGGAAGAUGGUGCAGUGAAUUCAUUGACCAAACCUUUAGAUGCUUCAUCAGGUAAUGCAAGCUGAUUUCCUCCUUUAUCACCUCCUCUGGCUAGAUAAUUCAUUUUCUUGCAAUUUACUCUCCUUGCCUUGUCUUCAAUUUCUUAUUUUCAAGGCACUUUUCCCAGUGUAUAGGGUGGAAAGAAAGCUUUUCCUUUAGUGCUUGUAACUUACAUUCUGUCAAAAGGUGUCAUCAACUGCUGCUUUUCUAGGGACUUACUUUAUACUGUGGCUAAAGCCCAACAUUAAGGCUUUUCCAAAGACGCAGCUGAACCCUGUGAAGCUCCUGUAGCUCUCACCAGCAGUCAAGCCUAUCUCUUGUAUUUUAGGCUUCUUCUGAAAUGUCUUAAAUGGCACAUGUUACUUUUGAAGAUACUAACAGUUUAAAAGGUGUCUGAUGUAACUCUUCAGAGAUGAGCCCUGGCUGCAUUCCCCCUUCCACUCCUAGACAUGUUCCGUAACUUUUUAAUGCUGAGCUGUGUUGCCUUAGGAGGUUUCUUCAGGCUCUGGCAGGAUAUUAGCUGUCUUCUGUACUUAUUCUAGAAUAGUCUUUCACUUGACUGAAGGGUGUAACACCAUCCUUAAAUUACACAAAGACAGUUUUGUUGCAUUUUGGGAGGGUUAAUAGAGCUACAGAAACAGUACUCUGAAUUUUCUGAAAGAAGCUGGGCUGUCUCUGAAGCCACUUAUAUUUGAGAGCCCAGACGCUGAUGCAGUACAGUGCAGUGUGUCAGAGGGGUUUCCGUAAGCUAGUUUAUGUAAGACUAAAGGUCUCCGGUGUUGGAACUAAACCCGAAAUGGACCUUCUCACAGCAGGAGAUCUCUGUCAAUGAGAUAAAUGACUGCGUGAACAGUUGAAAUGAAUGGUAGUGAGAAACCAAGACUUGCAAUCCACAUUUCUUUCAAAUGAUGUGUAGCACUUUUUUUGAUUAAAGUGUAGCACUUUUCUAGACUGAA
This is a messenger RNA of Rhea pennata, 3559 nucleotides long. It is a transcript of the gene MAP7D3, whose product is annotated as MAP7 domain containing 3. Gene Ontology annotation, cellular component: microtubule cytoskeleton. The transcript is spliced from 20 exons. Bases 23 to 2629 code for a protein of 868 amino acids. Gene Ontology annotation, biological process: microtubule cytoskeleton organization. NCBI's taxonomy places the organism in Eukaryota, Metazoa, Chordata, Aves, Rheiformes, Rheidae. The record is from RefSeq and is a predicted model, not a curated record.